AUGGCUCGCACCUCUUCUCGCCGGGCCGCACAGAAGGCCAAAGAAGCCAUUUCUACAACAAGUGAAACGGGUGGCAAAGCGAGCGUGGGCGCAAAACGCAAAGCCCCGGAGCAAAAGGCACCAGCGCCCAAGAAAGAGAAAAAGGAAGAAAAGUCACAUCAAGAAGAGGAGGUGACGAUAGAAAACAAGCCAGAGCCGAAGGUUGAAAAGCCACCAGAACCAGAGUUGGAGACCAAAGAAAAACAACCGGAGCAAUCGGAGGAAAAGGUAGAGCCAGACGCGGAGGUCGACAAUGUUUCAGCAAAAUCUCCCAAGGAGGGAGAGGAAGCUCCUGCAGCUCCGACCUCAACCCCCCAACCCGGCGCUCAAUCAGAGCGAAACGUCGAGUCUGGUAUCCGCAACUCUGAGGAGCGGGAAGACAAAGUCUCUUCCAAUGUUCUAGAAAAGGGCAUAGUUUACUUCUUUUUCCGGCCUCGGGUCAACGUCGAGGAUCCCGAGGGAGUAGAAGACGUCGCUCGCAGCUUCUUCGUGCUGCGUCCAAUGCCGCUAGGUGCUGAGCUGGGUUCAGGACAAGGUCCAGUCGACAAAGAUGCCCGAUGUCGCCUGUUGCUGCUCCCGAAGAAAAAGUUUCCCACAUCGGGCAAGGAGCGAGACAUGGGGUUCGUGGAAAAGACCAACCAGUCGAUGAAAGAUCUACAGGAGAACUUUGUUGCCGGCUCUACAUAUCAGACCUCUACUCGUGGCGAGCGCCACGUUGAAGAGGCUCGUCCGUACGCGGAGGGAGUCUAUGCACUUACGUCCACUCGACGGGCAUCUCACCUAGCCUACGUGCUGACUAUUCCUCACGAGAUUGGAGAAAUCCAGGAGAACUUUGGACUACAUCAGCGUGGGAGCUUCAUCGUCCAAUCCAAGAAUCCGAAGUACCCUGGUCCCUCAUUUGCUAGGUUGCCAAAGGAACCUGAAUACCCCGAGUCGGUUAUGGAGAAAUUUGGUGACCUUCGAUGGUUGCCUCUACAGCCCGAGUUUAUCGAAUAUCCGAAUGCUCAAUUCUUAAUGAUCGGGGAGGCGCAGGACUCAUUGGGCAAAGCCGCCACGGCUGAGGGGGGAAAGAAGCCACACGAGAUAGAGCCAGGAGAGGAGCUAGAGAGGAUGGAACAUGAAAAUGAGGAUCGGAUCCAGGCACUAGAUGGCGAUUCAACUAUCUUCCUGGAUCUUGGUUUGGAUGCGAAGAAGUAUACCGGCGUGCCGACGACGUGGGGUGCUGAAGAGACGACUGCUUGA
Messenger RNA from Penicillium brasilianum, 1281 nucleotides. NCBI's taxonomy places the organism in Eukaryota, Fungi, Ascomycota, Eurotiomycetes, Eurotiales, Aspergillaceae. The record is from the annotation of a GenBank genome assembly.